This is a messenger RNA of Brassica napus (rape), 2127 nucleotides long. Its product is annotated as glutathione S-transferase T3-like. Lineage: Eukaryota; Viridiplantae; Streptophyta; Magnoliopsida; Brassicales; Brassicaceae. The record is from RefSeq and is a predicted model, not a curated record. The transcript is spliced from 2 exons. Bases 771 to 1886 code for a protein of 371 amino acids.
UGAACUGAAACUAGAUGAACUAAAUGACUAAGCACAGCGCGAGUUUGUUUAGGCGUUUGGUGAACAUAUCAGCCUGGGUUUAAUGCUUGUUUGAAUUAUUUGUAUUCGCAGCGAGAGUUGGGAUCUUAGACCACCUCCAUCGGUAGCAUCUAGAGGAGGUCCUGAUAUAUUAAAGAGAAAAAAUUAAAUGAAAAAAUGAAUUUAUUAAGCUGAACCGCUCCUUAAUUGAGUGAUUAUAGGAGUGGUAAAGAACUCCUACGUGGCAUAUUCGUAUUGGUUGAUUCUUUUUCUACAAAAGGAAAAAACGCGUGGCCUUUUCUCUCUAUUGUUGUCUCGGUGGUGCUCUCUUCUAAUCUUCGAUGUCAUCGAAGAAUCAGAGAUGCUUUUCUGAUGAAAUCUCCAAAGCUUGAUGAUGGCUCGGUCUCUCCGUCUCUCCUCUUCGUGAUUUAACGCCGACGACGACAAAGAGGAGACAGCAGUGGAGUAACGCGCCGAAUCCGAUACCAACGAUGUCCCAGCCCCAGAAUCCGAUACUGACGACGCCGUGGCUCCUCCUCUCGUCGAUCCUCAAGUUCCUCUCGAUCAGCGACUCCAAGCUCUGCAAGUCCUUAGUCAACUCGCUGUGACUCCUCACCAUCUCCUCCAUCGAUUUUAUCGGCACCGAGUCGCUGAUCUUCCACCGGUGCCUUCGAUAUCCGUCUGUCUCUUCCAACAUAGAGGUAGUGACUCUCGGAACCGAUUGAUUCAACUCGACAACUCCUCUGACAACUAUGAGGUUUAUGGUUGUCGAAUCCGAUGAUUUUGGUGUUGUAAUUAACCAAGUGUCUUUGGUUUUGAUAACAGGACAGUUCGUAGCAGCUUUGGAUGGUUUAGCCGUGUGGGAGACAGUAAAGGAGAAGACAGAUAACAUUGAAGACAAAGAUCCUCCAAAGAGCAGCAAGAUACAGGAAAGGAGAAGACAUCUCACAUUGAAGACUCUCUUCAUCAAAGAUGUCAAACCAUCUCUUCAGGUUCAGAGCUUUCAAAACCUUUUAAACAGUCAACAACCAUACCCCUCUGUCUCUGAUGCGUCUGCCUAUGGUACUGGAUGGCCUGAAGAGGAAAAUGAAGAAGCAGACAUCGUGAGUGACCGUAAAGAAAGGCGGAAAUGGUCACCAACUGAGGACAAGGUGCUCAUCAGUGCUUGGUUGAAUACAUCUAAAGACCCUAUCGUAAGCAAUGACCAGAAAGCAAUGGCUUUUUGGAAAAGAAUUGCUACAUAUUUUGGGGCAAGUCCACAGGUUGCUGGUUUGCAGAAGAGAGACUCAACUGGCUGUAAAUCGAGGUGGGGGAAGCUUAAUGAGGGCGUGUGCAAGUUUGUAGGGUGCUAUGAUGCAGCAACUAAACAAAAAUCUAGUGGGCAAAGUGAGGAUGAUGUUUUAAAGCUGGCUCAUCAGAUAUUCUUCAAUGAUUACAAGAGCAAGUUCACACUUGAGCAUGCUUGGUUGGAGCUGAGGCAUGAUGAAAAAUGGUGUGGAGAUCUGGCGAGUAAAAAUGGUGUGACAUCUAAGAGAAGAAAGGUUGAUAACCAAACAGGACAGUCAUCAACGUCAGUUCCAUGUAGCCUUGGAGAAGAGGACGCAAAUGGUGUGGAGGUCCGGCCUGCGGGUGUCAAAGCUGCAAAGAGACUAAGUAAAGCGGCUGUGAGGAAGGCUAACACUGAAGAAGCAGAAGGGAAGGUGUGUGUGGACCUUGAGAACAUGUGGGACAUGAGGCAAAAGGACUUUGCAUUGAGAGAGAAGGUUAACAAUCAAAAAUUGCUUCAGAGGCUACGUGGCAAGACUGAGCCAUUAACUGAACCAGAGCAAGCUUUGAAAAACAAGCUGAUCAAUGAUCUGUUGGUUUGAGGGCGUGUAUGAUGUUGUUUCUGAUCGAUCUUAUAUGGUAUUGUGUCUGAGUUUGUAUUGAGUUGUGUCUGAGUUUCUAUGAUGUUGUCUCUAAGUUUGUAUGAUAUUGUUUCUGAUAUUGUCGAGUCUGUGAUAUGCAUGUCGAGUCUGUAUGAUAUUGUGUCUCAUAUUAUGUCUGAGUUUGAGUUCUCGAGUCUGUAUAAUAUUGGGUUUCUAUCUUUUAUGAGAUUGAGUUUGAGUU